This is a messenger RNA of Exaiptasia diaphana, 1608 nucleotides long. RefSeq names its product rab11 family-interacting protein 3. The record is from RefSeq and is a predicted model, not a curated record. Gene Ontology annotation, cellular component: recycling endosome membrane; midbody; cleavage furrow. NCBI's taxonomy places the organism in Eukaryota, Metazoa, Cnidaria, Anthozoa, Actiniaria, Aiptasiidae. Gene Ontology annotation, molecular function: calcium ion binding. Gene Ontology annotation, biological process: endocytic recycling; regulation of cytokinesis.
UCUCGUAGGCAGCAGUGAGCCAGCCAGAGUUUUGCGGUUUAGUUGACCGCUCAAGGUUUCUACUUUACGCAAAAUGAGGGCUUGAAUGAUAGAGUAAUUACUCUGACGGUAAGAACUUUAUGCGUGCUUCAUUGCCAAAACAAGAAUUCUAAAUGUUGAUCAGAAAAUGGACGCCAUCGCUGCUAACUUGAAGCCCAUCUUCGACUCGUGCGACAAAAAUGGCGAUGGUUUCGUAAAGACGCAAGAUCUCAUACAAUACUCCGGCUUAGGAGGCCAAGAAAACUCCAAAGAGGACAUCAAGACUUUACUGCAUAAGUUAGAUCCCGAUGGCGUUGGACAGAUUACCUUUGAAGACUUCUGUCGCCGAUUCCACGAUUCUUUAGGGGUAAGCGGAGAACUUCAGAAAGAACCACAUAAAAGAUCAUCUCAAGAUUCUGAUAAUCUAGAAGAUAGCUGUUUUGAGGGUGAUAGUACAUAUAGUACCACAUCAACCAAUGAAUACAAUGCUGACGAUGACGAGACAUUUCAAGAAGAUGAUCCACUUAACUCAAGCUUCAGGCGAAAUUUAAARCAAUAUUCAACAUACCCACCUCCUACGGAACCUAGAACMAAGCAUCGCACRCCACUACCACGCCUUUAUCUGGAUAAUUCUCACUCAGAUACSAGUGAGUAUCAAAGUGAAGAAGGUUAUGAAGGAUUUGGGGAACGGUUGGUUAGCGAGGAGACACUGCAAGAAACACAAAGUGUCAAAGAACCUAUUCUACCACAGGACAGAUUCCAUCUUCACAAAUCAUAUAGCAGUAACAGCCUACCUUUCAGGAGACGAAUAUCAGCAAACUCCGCAGCUCUACUUUCCAGUCCAAGAUUGUUUCAAUCACUUUCAGCCAACACAAGCCGUCGUAAUAGCAUGGAUGAUCUCUGCGGUGCUAGUGAUUGCAGUGGGCCGCUGUCUGACCCCGAGGCAGGCAUGCAAUCCACUUUUUUAUUUAGUGAAAUCCAAAGACUCUCUUCUCAAGUGUCUCUUUUAGUAGAAGAUCAAAAGUUACAGACAUCAAAACAAUAUAGGAUUAAAGAAGAUAAUAGUGAACUUUCUAUGAGAAUUAAUGCCCUAGAAGAUCAAUUACACCACCAUCAUGAAAAAACUGGAGAAAAAGUUCUUCAGGAGAGUAGGAAAUAUAAAUCAGCUUUGAAUAAACUUGAAAAGGACAAUGAGGAGACAUUAUCUGUUUUAACCCAUAAGUUACGGCAAGCAGAGGAAGAAAUUGUUAAAUUAAAAUCUGUUGAGCCAAUGUUGCGUAAAGAGCUUGAUGUUUGCUACCAGGAGAAGCAAGAGCUGUUAAAACACAUUGAACAACUUGAGAAAGAGUUACAAAAUGAAAAAGACUUGACUGAUUCACUGAGGAAGAAACUUGAGACUCAGGCAGAAGCUGCGUUAGAAGAGAGGCAACGCCAUGAAGAGGAGGAAAAUUCCUUGAGUCAACAAGUGUUAGAAUUGAGCAAUUUUAAGUCGGAAGCUGAAGUCAAGUUAAAAGAUACUGUUGACCUUGAGCAAAAAUCUAUUGAAUUAGAAGAACGUGUACACCAACUUACCAGGGUAGGUAUAUACAU